AUGGACCUCUUCCCAGCCAUUCCGGCGCCAGCAGCAGGCGUGGAGUCGCUGGACGUGGGGGACUUCCUUGAGGCAGCCGAUGGACCUCCAGGACAAGGUUCAGUCGGGGACUUGUCAGAGCCCUCACCUCGCCUGCUCCUGCUGGACGUGCGGUCGCCUGGAGAGUUCGCUGUCGGCCACAUUCCAGGUGCUGUGAACCUUCCGCUGUUUGACGACGACGCCCGCGCCGCCGUGGGAACAGACUUCAAGCGCAAGGGCAAGUUCGAGGCCAUCCGACGAGGCCUGCAGCUGGCAGGGCCCAACUUCGCGGGCUUCAUCGAUGCCUUGCAGGAGCUGGGGGCAAAGCCAGGCUCGAGGUUGCUGGUCUACUGCUGGCGCGGCGGGAUGCGCUCGGGCUCCAUGGCUUGGCUCUUCAGCCUCUGCGGCUACCAGGCGCAGACGCUGAAAGGAGGCUACCGUGGAUUUAGACGCUGGUGCAAAACUGUGGUCGGGCAGGAGCAUGCCCCGGCCCCGGCCCCGGUCUGGGUGUUGGGCGGCUGCACCGGUGUUGGGAAGACCGCGGUUCUGUGGGAGCUGCGGCAGCGUGGCGAGCAGGUGAUCGACCUGGAGGCUUUGGCUCAUCACCGAGGCUCUGCUUUUGGUGCCAUCGGCCAGCCUGAGCAGCCCAGCAAUGAGGCUUACGAGAACCUGCUGGCCUUUGCCGUCCGCCGCGUGAAGCCCGGGUUCCGGCUCUGGUUGGAGCACGAGGCCAGGCACGUGGGCAAGGUGCUCGUCCCAGUGGGCAUCUUGUCGUGGGUGACGAAGCCGGGCGCUAUGAUCUUCCUCUCCAUGAAGCAGUCCUUGCGAGUGCAGAGGUUGGUGGAAGACUACUGCGCCCAAGCCAAGCUGCAGGAUCAUGGAAAGGACGAGCUGAAGCAGUGCAUCUCGGGAGGCUUGGCAAAGCGGCUGGGUGGACAGCGCGUCAAGGAGGCGCUGCAGAUGUUGGACGAAGGGCGUUGGGAGGAGGUGGCAGCCAUGAUGCUGGACUAUUACGACAAGCUUUACGAUAUCUGGGCGAGAGAGAGUGAAUGCCUCGCGCGAGUUGAUGUUGACUGCCCUACCGCGGAUGCCUCUGCGAAUGCGGAGCUGGUGCUGCGGGCUGCUGAGAGGCACACCAGGGAGGCCGCUGCUGCUGGGCGCGUGGUUGGAGAGCUCGGGUACGCACCCUCCAAGGAGGCGAAGGAGCCGAAUCAGUCCGAGCAGGUCGUGGCCGCUCCAAGUCCCACGCACGAGGGGGCCUGCUACUGUGGCGAGGUGCGGGUGCGUUGUCGAGGUGAGGCGAGAGCCAUUAGCUACUGCCACUGCUCCAUCUGCCGCCGCCUCUCUGGGUCGCCCUUCUCCUGCCAAGCGCUCUUCCAAGAGGACCAGGUGGCGCUGGAGCUGCAGCCGGGGUCCAGCCUCGUGCAGUUGCGUACGUCCAAAGGUGUUGAGCGGAGCCGCUGUGCCUCCUGCCAUGCUCCAGUACGCGGCACCCUCCAGGGAGGCAAGCUGGUGGCCGUACCGCUUUCGCUGCUGACAACGUGGAGGGGAGGAGCUCAGAACGCGGUGGAAGCGGGCGAAGGCAGAGGAGUAGGAGCGGAGAGUAGCCCGAGGCACCGGCCUGGGCUCCGGCCAAUGCACCAUUUGCACUACAACGAUCGUGUCAUGGAUGUGCGCGACGGGCUCCCAAAGUAUGCAGCCGGCUUUCGCGAGACGGGACGGCUUCCGGAGAGUGAGUGGUGA
Symbiodinium natans is the source of this 1761-nucleotide messenger RNA. The record is from the annotation of a GenBank genome assembly. NCBI's taxonomy places the organism in Eukaryota, Dinophyceae, Suessiales, Symbiodiniaceae.